CUCCCCCCGCCCCUGGCCCACCUGAAUCCUCCAAUCGGAGCAGACCUUCCGAUUUGCAUCCUUCAAACACAGGGCAUUGAGACAUUUGAUAGCCUAGGUUUAUAAGAGCCCUCGGCCGUUCCUCCACCGCAGAAUAGCUCUCGAACGUAACGAGGGUUAAGGGCUGUUCUGGUCGUUCUGUUGGUGGAAGUGCGUUCAGUUUUCUUCUCAAUCCUCAACCUCAACUAAAAAUCAAAAAUGGCAGCUGAAGAUCCAGAUCCCAGUCCUUACCUUUUCGUUUCUAUGGAACAGAAACGAAAGGAUCAAACCAAACCAUACGAUGGCAAGAAAAUGGUCUGGGUUGUUGAUGAGAAGGAAGGAUACGUUCUCGGUCUCAUCAAGGAAACCAAAGGAGACAUGUGCACCGUCGAAAUCGAAGGUCAAGAGAACCGAGUUGUUAAGAAGGAUUUACUGCAACAAGUUAACCCUCCAAAGUAUGAAAAAGCUGAAGAUAUGUCUAACUUGACUUACCUAAAUGAUGCUUCUGUAUUGCACAACUUGAGACAACGUUACUAUGCUCAGCUUAUCUACACUUAUUCUGGCCUUUUCUGCGUAGCCAUCAAUCCCUACAAAAGAUUCCCCAUUUACACCCCUCGUUGCAUGGCCAUGUACAGAGGCAAGAGGCGUACUGAGGUGCCUCCUCACUUGUUUGCCAUCUCUGACGGUGCCUACAUGGCUAUGUUGGCAAAUCGUGAGAACCAGUCUAUGCUUAUCACAGGAGAGUCUGGUGCCGGAAAGACUGAGAACACGAAGAAAGUAAUUGCGUACUACGCCAACGUCGGCGCCUCCACAAAGAAGGGAGAAGUUAAGAAAGGACCCUCUCUGGAAGAUCAGGUCGUCCAGACUAACCCUGUUCUUGAGGCCUUCGGUAACGCAAAGACUGUGAGGAACGACAACUCCUCUCGUUUCGGUAAAUUCAUCCGUAUUCACUUCGGUCCCAUGGGCAAACUGGCCGGUGCUGAUAUUGAAACAUAUCUAUUGGAGAAAGCUCGUGUGAUUUCCCAACAAUCCCUUGAACGUUCUUACCAUAUCUUCUACCAGAUGAUGUCUGGAGGUGUUGCUAAUAUGAAGGAGAUAUGUCUGCUGUCCGACGAUAUUUAUGACUAUCACUUCGUGUCCCAGGGUAAAAUUGAGAUCCCUAAUGUAGAUGACGCCGAAGAAAUGAGACUUACAGACGAAGCCUUCAACAUCUUGGGCUUCAGUCAAGAUUACAAGGAUGAGAUCUACAAGAUCACUGCCGCUUGUAUGCACAUGGGUGAAAUGAAAUUCAAGCAGAGGCCCCGAGAAGAACAGGCUGAACCUGAUGGUACUGAGGAAGGUGAGAAGAUCGGCCACUUGUUGGGUAUCAAUGCCGCCGAUUUGUACAAGAACUUAUGCAAACCAAAGAUCAAAGUCGGUGCUGAAUUUGUGACACAAGGUCGUAGCGCUCAACAGGUCGUGUACUCUCUUGGUGCCUUGGCUAAGGCAUUCUUCGACAGGACCUUCAAGUGGUUGGUAAAGAAAUUGAACGAGACCCUCGACACCCAACAGAAAAGACAACAUUUCAUUGGUGUACUGGAUAUUGCCGGUUUUGAGAUCUUCGACUUUAACGGCUUCGAACAGCUGUGUAUCAAUUUCACUAACGAAAAACUGCAGCAGUUCUUCAAUCAUCACAUGUUCGUCCUGGAGCAAGAAGAGUACACUCGAGAGGGCAUCGAAUGGGUCUUCAUUGACUUCGGCCUCGAUCUUGCAGCUUGUAUCGAACUGAUAGAGAAGCCUUUGGGUAUCUUGUCCAUCCUUGAGGAGGAGAGUAUGUUCCCCAAAGCUACUGACAAGACAUUCAUCGAUAAACUGAACUCCAACCACUUGGGCAAGUCUCCCAACUUCGUCAAGCCCAGACCACCAAAGCCCGGACAACAGGAGGCUCACUUUGCCAUCGCUCAUUACGCUGGAACUGUUCCUUACAAUAUAACCGGCUGGUUAGAGAAGAACAAGGAUCCAGUCAAUGACACUGUCGUCGAUCAGUGCAAGAAGGGCUCCAACAAGUUGCUCACUGAGAUCUUCGAGGACCAUCCAGGUUUGGGAGGUGGUGAAGAUGCCAAGGGAGGCAAAGGUGGUGGUGGCAGGAAGAAGGGUUCCGGUUUCCAGACUGUCUCCGGUCUUUACAGGGAACAGCUUAACAGGUUGAUGGCCAGCUUGCACAGCACACAACCUCACUUUGUGCGUUGCAUCAUCCCCAACGAGUUGAAACAAGCAGGUGUCAUUGACGCUGGCUUGGUAAUGCAUCAGCUGACCUGCAAUGGUGUACUUGAAGGAAUCCGUAUUUGCCGAAAAGGAUUCCCCAACAGGAUGAUCUAUCCUGAUUUCAAACAACGUUACACCAUCUUGGCUGCCAGCGCUGUUCCCAAGGGAUUCGUUGACGCAAAGAAGGUGGCUGAAUCCGUAUUGGAAGCCAUUCAACUGGACAAGAAUGACUACAGGCUCGGAAACACCAAGGUAUUCUUCCGUGCCGGUGUCUUGGGUCGUCUUGAAGAAAUGCGUGAUGACCGAUUGGCCAAAAUUGUCACAUGGUUGCAAGCCUGGAUUAGGUGGUACCUCAGCAAGAAGGAAUUCAAGAAGCUGCAAGAACAAAGAGUUGCCUUGCUCGUUAUCCAGCGCAAUCUCCGCAAAUUCCUUCAACUCCGCAACUGGCUAUGGUACAAACUGUACAUCAAGGUCAAACCUUUGCUCAGCAUGGCCCGCGUAGAGGACGAAAUGAAGGAACUGGAAGACAAGCUGAAGAAAGCUUUGGAAUCUUUAGAAAAAGAGGAAAAGCUUAGGAAGGAUUUGGAACACCAAAAUGUCAAGCUUCUCCAAGAGAAGAACGAUAUUUUCUUGCAACUCGAAUCUGAGAGGACAGGAUCUGGAGAUCUUGAGGAGCGUCUGGCCAAGACCAUCUCUAUCAAGAAUGACUUGGAAGGACAACUGCAGGAAUUGCAAGAGAGGUUGUCUUCCGAAGAAGAUGCCCAUGCCAACUUGAGCUCCAGCAAGAAGAAGAUGGAGGGAGAGAUUUCCAACCUGAAGAAGGAGAUUGAAGACUUGCAGUUGGUCAUCCAGAAGGCUGAACAAGACAAAGCCUCUAAAGACCACCAAAUCCGAAACUUGAAUGACGAGAUUGCACACCAAGAUGAACUCAUCAACAAGCUCAACAGGGAGAAGAAACAACUGCAAGAGAUGGGACAGAAAACCGGAGAGGACCUCCAGGCCACUGAAGACAAAUUGAACCACAUGAACAAAGUGAAGGCCAAGUUGGAAUCCACCUUAGAUGAGUUGGAAGACGCCUUGAGCCGAGAAAAGAAAUUGCGUGGUGAUGUUGAGAAGAACAAGAGGAAGGUUGAGGGCGACCUUAAGCUUGCACAAGAAGCUGUUGCUGACCUCGAGAAGAACAAGAAAGAGCUUGAACAAGCUCUUCAAAGGAAAGAGAAGGAGAUGGCUAGCCUAGCCGCUAAGCUCGAGGAUGAACAGAGCCUUGUUGCCAAGCUCCAGAAACAAAUCAAGGAACUGCAGGCCAGGAUCGAAGAGUUGGAAGAGGAGUUGGAAGCCGAGAGACAAGCCCGCGCUAAGGCUGAGAAGCAGCGUGCUGAACUUGCCCGUGAAAUCGGAGAGCUUAGCGAGAGGUUAGAAGAAGCCGGAGGUGCUACCUCUGCUCAGGUUGAGCUGAAUAAGAGGCGGGAAGCUGAAAUGGCCAAGUUGAGGAGGGACUUGGAAGAAUCCAAUCUUCAACAUGAGCAAACAUUGACCAACCUAAGGAAGAAACACAACGAUGUCGUUGCAGAGCUUAGCGAACAAAUUGACCAACUCAACAAACACAAGGCCAGGUUAGAAAAGGAAAAAGCACAAAUGAAGGGAGAACUUGACGAUGUCCGAUCAAGUGUCGACCAUGUUAACAAAGAAAAGGCCAAUGCUGAGAAACAAGCUAAGCAACUGGAGAUGCAGCUUGGUGAACUCCAAGGCAAGAUGGAUGAAGCACACAGGUCCUUGGGUGACUUAGAUGCCGCCAAGAAGAGACUGACCGUUGAGAAUUCCGAACUCCAGAGGCAACUUGAAGAAUCCGAAUCCCUCAACAGCCAGCUCAGCAAGCUUAAGAUGUCCCUCCAGACACAACUGGACGAUGUCAAGAGAAUGGCCGACGAGGAAGCCAGGGAAAGGGCCACUGCCAUGGGCAAAUACCGCAGCAUCGAACACGAUUUGGACAGCUUCCGAGAACAACUGGAAGAGGAACAGGAAGCCAAGGCCGAUUUGCAGAGGCAACUCAGCAAAGCCAAUGCCGAGGUUCAACUUUGGAGGUCCAAAUACGAGAGCGAAGGCUUGGCUCGAUUGGAAGAAUUAGAAGAAUCAAAGAGGAAGCUCGAUGCCAAACUGCAGGAAGCUAUGGAAACCAUUGACCAACUCAACGCCAAAUGCAGUGGACUCGAGAAGACCAAGUCUCGUCUCCAAGGUGAACUGGAAGACAUGACUAUUGAAGUUGAAAAGGCUAAUGCUAUGGCUUCAGCUAUGGAGAAGAAACAGAAAUCCUUCGACAGAAUCGUCGCCGAAUGGAAACAGAAGGUUGAUGAUUUGGCUGCUGAGCUUGACGCAUCUCAGAAGGAAUGCAGGAACUACUCUACUGAAGUCUUUAAACUUAGAUCUCAAUACGAAGAAAGCCAAGAGCACUAUGAAUCCGUCAAGAGGGAGAACAAGAACCUCCAAGAUGAAAUCAAGGAUCUCGUUGACCAACUCGGUGAAGGUGGAAGGAGCGUACACGAACUGGAGAAGGCCCGAAAGAGGUUAGAGAUGGAAAAAGAAGAGCUUCAGGCCGCUCUUGAAGAAGCUGAAGCUGCUCUUGAACAGGAAGAAAAUAAGGUUCUUCGUGCUCAACUUGAGCUUUCUCAAGUCAGACAAGAGAUCGACAGGCGUCUACAAGAGAAAGAAGAAGAGUUCGAAAACACAAGGAAAAAUCAUCAACGCGCCAUCGAUUCCAUGCAAGCAAGCUUGGAAGCUGAAGCCAAGGGUAAGGCUGAGGCUCUCAGGAUGAAGAAGAAACUCGAGAGCGAUAUCAACCAACUGGAAAUUGCUCUUGACCACGCCAACAAGGCCAACGCUGAAGCACAGAAGAACAUCAAGAAAUACCAGAUCCAACUUAAAGAACUCCAACAAGCCUUGGAAGAAGAACAGAGGGCACGCGAUGAAGUUCGUGAACAAUACGCCAUGUCUGAGAGGCGAUGCAAUGCUAUGCACGGAGAACUGGAAGAAAGCAGGCAGCUUUUGGAACAGGCUGACCGUGCUCGCCGCGCUGCCGACAGCGAAAUUGCUGAAUUGCACGAAUCCGUCAAUGAGCUUUCUGCCCAGAACUCUUCUCUCUCUAUGGCUAAGAGGAAGUUGGAAGGCGAGAUGCAAGCUUUGCAUGCCGAUCUUGAUGAGAUGUUGAAUGAAGCCAAAUCAUCCGAAGAGAAAGCAAAGAAGGCAAUGGUUGAUGCUGCCCGACUUGCUGAUGAACUCAGAGCCGAACAAGAGCAUGCUCAACAACAAGAGAAGAUGCGCAAGGCUAUGGAGGCACAGAUUAAGGAACUCCAGGUCCGACUGGAUGAAGCUGAAGCUGCUGCAUUGAAGGGUGGCAAGAAGAUUAUCCAGAAACUCGAACAGAAGGUUCGCGAACUCGAAAACGAGUUGGACAAUGAACAACGCCGUCAUUCUGAGGCAGCCAAGAACGUCAGGAAAGCCGAGCGCCGCGUGAAGGAACUGCAAUUCCAGGCCGAUGAGGACCGCAAGAACCACGAACGCAUGCAGGACCUCGUCGACAAACUCCAGCAGAAGAUCAAGACAUACAAGAGGCAGAUUGAGGAAGCCGAAGAGAUCGCUGCCUUGAACUUGGCCAAAUUCCGAAAAGUACAACAAGAGCUGGAAGAUGCCGAGGAACGAUGCGAUAUGGCUGAGAAUGCUGUUGCCAAGUUGCGUGCCAAGAACCGAAGUUCCGCUUCCGCCGGUCGUGCAAUGAGCCCUCCUCUCACGUCAAGCUCCCAUCUCCACGCAAAAAGCCCCUUCAUCCCCGACAGUCUCCAAGUUCCUCACCUGAGCCACCCUACCGUCCUUGCUGUCCCUUGCCAAACAACUCUUGAUGUCGACGAUACUGCCGAAUGAGAAACAGCGCUCUUCCACUGCAACAAGGCUACCAAAUACUUCUCAUUUUAUUUGCGGAUCUAGAGCAUUUAGAGUAUUCGAAUUCGAAACAUCUUCCGAAAAAAAUUUUUAAAGAAAAAUUGUUGCGAAGAAAAAGGACUUCGAAAUGUUACAUUCGCAUUCAUGUAGCCUAAAAGAAAAAAAAAUGUUUUGUUGUGGUGAAUAAAAGAAACCAUUCGCAAAAGAAGUAUUUGUUCAGCUCCAAAUCUUUUGUCUCGUUCGUUGUAUUUAUGUUGUACUCCUGUGACAUAUUGAGGAUUUUUCUUGUAUGGACGCAUGUGUAUCGAUAAGAUCUGUAUUGUACUUAUUUCAAUAUCAAGUAAAAAAUAAAUGUAUACACUUUCAA
Argiope bruennichi is the source of this 6559-nucleotide messenger RNA. Its product is annotated as myosin heavy chain, muscle-like. The transcript is spliced from 38 exons. NCBI's taxonomy places the organism in Eukaryota, Metazoa, Arthropoda, Arachnida, Araneae, Araneidae. Gene Ontology annotation, cellular component: myosin complex. The record is from RefSeq and is a predicted model, not a curated record. Bases 238 to 6174 code for a protein of 1978 amino acids. Gene Ontology annotation, molecular function: ATP binding; cytoskeletal motor activity; actin filament binding.